Messenger RNA from Drosophila simulans, 1530 nucleotides. It is a transcript of the gene tbrd-1, whose product is annotated as bromodomain-containing protein 2. The transcript has a single exon. The record is from RefSeq and is a predicted model, not a curated record. The coding region runs from base 1 to 1530 and encodes 509 amino acids. Gene Ontology annotation, biological process: regulation of DNA-templated transcription; chromatin remodeling. NCBI's taxonomy places the organism in Eukaryota, Metazoa, Arthropoda, Insecta, Diptera, Drosophilidae. Gene Ontology annotation, cellular component: nucleus; chromatin.
AUGAAUGAACUGAAGUCGAACAACAACCAGCCUCCGCCGCGCAAUGAGCCGUCUCUGCAGCCGGUGAAUGGCAUCGUGCAACCGCCGGUGAUUCCGCCGCCGAAUCGUCCUGGCCGCCGUACAAACAUCCUAGAAGAUCUCAAGUCCGUGCUGAAUUACUUAUGGCGCCAUCGCUACUCGUAUCACUUUCGCCAUCCCGUCGAUACUGUGAGCCUGGGUGUGCCCGACUACCAUACGGUGGUCAAGCGCCCGAUGGACUUGACUACGAUCAGAAAGCGACUGCACAACAAAUACUACUGGCAGGCGAGCGAGGCUCUGGAGGAUUUUAAGCUGAUAUUCGAUAACUGCUUGCUGUACAAUUUGGAGGGCUCACCGGUUUGUCAGGAGGGCAAGCUAAUGAAGGAGGCCUUCUACAAGCGAAUGCAGUCCAUUGAUUUGAGCACGGAGGUGGAACUAGGGCCGAAGUCGGAAAAGCGCAAGAGAAAGGCUACCGAAUCAUUGGAUGCAGCCACGACUUCUAGUCAUUAUUCUAGUCACUGGGUCUCGAGUAGUUCCUCUUGGCUCUGUCCCCCGCCGAUGCCUGGCGGAGUGCCACCAUUUCAUCCUACAUUCCGAAAUUUCGUGGGUCCCAGCUUGAUUCCAUCUUUUAUGCCCGAUUCUUUAGGGAAUCCCUUGACAUCUAUGCAUCCAAUGUCAUCAAUGAUGAAUCCGAUGUUCAAGAAUAAUUGGGAGACAAAUGGAGAAAUGGAUCCACCGCCCUCAGCGCCAAUUUCGAAUCGUCCCAUUGCCUUGCCACCACCCUUGACGUCCACUCCAAUCGAACCCAUGACUUUGCCUUGGCCAACCCCAGCACCAGUUGAAGCUCCAGCUCCAUCGCCUCCUCCGGCUCCAUCGCCUCCUCCGGCUCCCAAGCCACCCAUUAGCAUCAGUUACAAGUCCCUGGACCGAUUGAUCGAAAAAAGCCACUCAGAUCAUCUUCUGAAGUCGAUGGUAAAGCGAAAGCGCAAGCAGGUUACAUGGGCUUUUAACCGGGCUGACUACUGGCGUAGGUACUCCCAGAAUCCGGACUACGACCACGAUCGCGAAGAGAAACUCGAUUGGAAGAUACUUCGGGAGCGCUUGGACUCUGAUAACUUUGAGAGUUUUGAUGGAUUCGUGAGCUCUGUACGAAAGAUGUUCCAGAACGCAUUGCGUUGCUUUCCGGAAGAUGGAUUGGUCAAGGUUUCGGUGAAGAAAACCAAUGAGAUCUUUGAGAAAAGGCUGCCCAAGUACAGGGAGCUAAUUGCAACGGCCAAGGAAAAGGGUCGUCAACUGGUGGCCAGCAGGGAACAAGAUUUUCGUGACUCACUAAACAUGACCACUGAAAAAGAAAAUACUGAUAAGAUCAUAAAAGAAUGGGUUCCAAAGCCAUUUAUUAUUAAAACGGAGUCCGUGUAUGUGCAAGAACAGCGAGUGUACAAUAUGGAGCCCCAGGAUGUACAACAAUUUUCACCGGAGCCGCUGGAUGAAGAAGCUUAUGAUAGCGAUUAA